Nicotiana tabacum (common tobacco) is the source of this 1232-nucleotide messenger RNA. The record is from RefSeq and is a predicted model, not a curated record. Lineage: Eukaryota; Viridiplantae; Streptophyta; Magnoliopsida; Solanales; Solanaceae.
ACAAAAUCUCAGUCUCUCUCUCUUGAACAAUCACAACUCCUACAAAUACGUCUCCAACCGCUUCUCCUCCCAAUUCCUUCUGUUCAUAUCCCAUUUCCGAAACGCUCCUUAAUUUCCCCAUUUCACUGCCACCAUUGUCACCGACAGACACCGCAUUUAUUGACGGAGAUGUUAACUGAUUUUUUGCCGUCGAAGACAAUUACUACUACAGCUGCUGCUGCGAAUUCCAGUUUGGUUGCUCGUCGCAUCGCUACGGUAGCGCUUGUCCUAGCUGCCGCUUCUUUCUCUUGUUUCGUCCUUUAUAGAGCCGGUGAAAAUGUUGGCUUCCGCAUCCCUGACUCCUUCAUCACCUCACGUGUAACCCCUAAUGUCUCCGCUUCCUCGGAUAGUGAGGAGUACAGGCUUGAGAAAGUAUUGAAGAAUGCAGCUAUGGAGGAUAAAACAGUGAUCUUAACGACUUUGAAUGAAGCGUGGGCUGUUCCGAAUUCAGUUGUUGAUCUAUUUCUUGAAAGUUUUAGGAUCGGAGAUCACACCCGUAGGCUUUUGAAUCAUUUAGUCAUUAUCGCACUUGAUGAGAAGGCAUUCACUAGAUGUUUGUCUUUACAUAUUCAUUGCUAUGCACUAGUGACUGAAGGGGUUGAUUUUUCAAAGGAAGCUUAUUUCAUGUUCCCUGACUACUUGAAGAUGAUGUGGAGAAGGAUAGACUUUUUAAGAGUGGUGCUUGAAAUGGGAUACAACUUUGUCUUCACGGAUGCUGAUGUCAUGUGGUUCAGAGAUCCCUUUCCUCACUUUUACAAGGAUGCAGACUUUCAGAUAGCAUGUGAUCAUUUCUCAGGCAAACCUGAUGAUGUGGGGAAUAGACCUAAUGGUGGUUUCAAUCAUGUGAGGUCGAAUAACAGAUCAAUUGAAUUUUACAAGUUCUGGUAUUCGUCACAAGAAAUGUAUCCAAGUUUGCAUGAUCAAGAUGUUCUUAACAAUAUCAAGAACGAUUCCUUCAUUAGGGACAUUGGUCUCAAAAUGAGAUUCUUGGACACUGCAUACUUUGGUGGAUUUUGUGAACCUAGCAAAAAUUUGAGCGAAGUUUGUACAAUGCAUGCUAAUUGCUGUUUUGGACUGGAAAGCAAACUUCAUGAUCUAAGAAUCCUGCUUCAGGACUGGAAAAGCUUCUUGUCAUUGCCACCAGCACAGAAGAUAUUGUCGGCAGUAUCAUGGCGAGUUCCACAAAACUGCAG